Molecule: messenger RNA, 1339 nt
Organism: Desarmillaria tabescens
Lineage: Eukaryota; Fungi; Basidiomycota; Agaricomycetes; Agaricales; Physalacriaceae
Product: diacylglycerol acyltransferase-domain-containing protein
Exons: 14
Coding region: 206-1306 (366 amino acids)
Biological process (GO): triglyceride biosynthetic process
Cellular component (GO): endoplasmic reticulum membrane
Molecular function (GO): diacylglycerol O-acyltransferase activity
Source: RefSeq, a predicted model, not a curated record
AGAUGAGCCGAUACUUGAAUAAUUGCGCGUUACAUGUACUUUAUGAGUAAUGCCAUUUGCCGUGGCGAUUGUCACGUGGAACUCACUCUGCCUAGUCCUUGCUUCCCAAAUUACUGCAGUCCUGAACGCGGUGUAGAGCCUUUCCCCAGAAAUUUGGCAGAGCAGGGCAGCGGACAAAUUCCUACUUGGAACCGCAACAACGAAAAUGUCGACGAAGCACUCUCCGCCGCUGUCGAAGCCGUCACUUGCCAAGAGGCUCUCGGGGCUCGCAACGACACCGCUAACACCCGUAAAGAAAUCGCUUCAUGACAAUAUCGACUUCGUUCCAUCCUCGAUACCGGCCCAACGGAGGCUAGAAAUGCUGGCAGUAGCCAUCUGGUCCAUUCUGAUAGUCGGGUCCUGCACGCUGUUCAUCUUCCUGUGUUCCUUUCCACCGUUGUGGCCUCUCGUUACUUGCUAUAUGAUAUGGGUGCAUUACCUCGACAAGUCGCCUGAGCACGGGGGGCGGGUCUGGCACUGGUACCGCCGGUGUGCAUGGUGGAGGUACUUCGUGGCAUAUUAUCCUAUUACAUGCUUGAAGGAGGCAGACUUGCCGCCCAGUCGCACUUAUGUUUUUGGUUACCACCCUCAUGGUAUCAUUGGCAUGGGAGCUUUUGCAAACUUCGGUACCGACGUGACUGGAUUCUCCAGACUUUUCCCUGGGAUUACAACACAUCUCCUUACUCUUUCUAGCAACUUUAAGCUUCCGUUCUAUCGGGAGUUCAUGAUACAUUCGGGAAUGGGGAGCGUGAGUAAGAGGUCGUGCAGUAACAUCCUGCAGAGCGGUCCAGGACAGUCUAUCACCAUCGUCGUCGGAGGGGCUGCAGAGAGCCUGAGCGCUCAUCCAGGAACCGCCGACUUGACUCUUCGUAAACGGCUAGGGUUCAUCAAGAUUGCUAUCCAGGAAGGAGCGGACCUCGUACCGGUAUUCUCCUUCGGAGAAAACGACAUUUUCUCGCAAAUGCCCAACGAGAAGGGGACUGCCAUUUACAUGUUCCAGAAGAAAUUUCAGGCGAUCUUUGGCUUUACUUUGCCGCUGUUCCACGGAAGAGGGAUGCUCAAUUAUAACCUCGGGCUACUCCCUUAUAGGCGGAGAAUAACUGCCGUCGUCGGACGACCCAUACCCGUGAAGCGAGUUAAUCAACCAGAUAUCGAGGAGGUUCAGCGCAUCCAGACUCUUUACAUCACGGAACUACAGCGGAUUUGGGAUACCCACAAGGAUGAGUUUGCCAAGGCCAGGAAGCGGGAGUUGAAUAUUAUUGAUUAGGAUACGUUCUUUGAACGGCUUUUUUGGUUGUAA